CUAAUCUACCCUUCGACACAAGUCAAAGAACCAAACACAGCUCUACAAAAAUGUUCAAAUUGUUCGUUCUCGCCGCCUUCGUCGCCGUUGCUGCUGCUCGUCCAGGUCAUCUGGCGGCUGCACCACUCGUCUACAGCGCACCCACCGCCUAUGUCCAGGAGUCGACAUUGGCCAAGGUUGGCGCUGUGGUGAAGAGUGUGCCCACCGCUGUCUCCCAUCAGAGCGUUACCCAGGUGCACAGCACUCCAGUGGUUGAGGAUGUGGUUGCUCCCGUCGUGAAGACCACGUUGCAUGCCGCUGCUCCUGUUGCCACCUAUGCUGCCCAUGCUCCCGUUGUGUCCACCUACUCCGCUGUGGCACCCGCUGCCUACACCACCUAUGCUGCUGCCCAUGCUCCCGUUGCCUACUCUGCACCACUCGGCUACUCUGCCCCCGUGCUGCACCACGCACCACUGACAUACGCAGCCAGCGCCUGGUAAAGACGAGAACGAAAGAUUUUGAUGUCCGUUGUUGACUUGUGUCUCCUAUAUAAAAAAAAUUAAUAAAACUUCGAAUUUAAAUCAUGAAACCAA
Drosophila innubila is the source of this 572-nucleotide messenger RNA. Its product is annotated as pupal cuticle protein G1A. NCBI's taxonomy places the organism in Eukaryota, Metazoa, Arthropoda, Insecta, Diptera, Drosophilidae. The transcript is spliced from 2 exons. The record is from RefSeq and is a predicted model, not a curated record. Bases 51 to 479 code for a protein of 142 amino acids.